This is a messenger RNA of Closterium sp. Yama58-4, 732 nucleotides long. NCBI's taxonomy places the organism in Eukaryota, Viridiplantae, Streptophyta, Zygnematophyceae, Desmidiales, Closteriaceae. The record is from the annotation of a GenBank genome assembly.
AUGGUUUACGUCUGCUCGAAGGAUUAUCCGUUCUCCGUCGGCCGUUCUGCACUAGCCGAUCCGCGUUACGUGAACCGCCGCCGUUCUGCAUCAACAGAUCCUAAGCGGAGGAGCACUUUCUGCGACUUGGACUCGAAGAGGCGAGGCAACUCCGACUCCAACAAAAGCAGUUACAGCGGUGGGUUUGUGGAGGAGGAGGGGGGUGGGUUCUGGGUUUGUGGAGGAGGGGGGUGGGUUCUGGGUUUGUGGAGGAGGAGGGGGGUGGGUUCUGGGUUUGUGGAGGAGGGGGGUGGGUUCUGGGUUUGUGGAGGAGGGGGGGGUGGGUUCUGGGUUUGUGGAGGAGGAGGGGGGUGGGUUCCGGGUUUGUGGAGGAGGAGGGGGGUGGGUUCUGGGUUUGUGGAGGAGGAGGGGGGUGGGUUCUGGGUUUGUGGAGGAGGAGGGGGGUGGGUUCCGGGUUUGUGGAGGAGGAGGGGGGUGGGUUCUGGGUUUGUGGAGGAGGAGGGGGUGGGUUCCGGGUUUGUGGAGGAGGAGGGGGGUGGGUUCCGGGUUUGUGGAGGAGGAGGGGGGCGGGUUCUGGGUUUGUGUGAGCUGAAUCAGAGGGGUAUGCAACACAGAGGGCUGCAACAGCCAAGGUGCGACACUGGGGGCCGCAGCAGCCAAGAUGCAACACAGGGGGCUAUUUCUGUUUCUUUGCCAAGGCGCGGAGAUACAGAAACAGGUUUGAGCACUUGA